GAGAUGACGGCGGUUCUGGAUAGCCUGGGUUCGGAAAUGCACACUACACAUCUAACCUCCAGUAACUUCGGCUCGAUGCAUAAAUCCCAAGACUCUCCCACACUGCCGGUGUCUAGUGUUACCGACAGCAGCUUUUACAGCGUCCCACAGAGCGCAAACUGCGCAAGUACUGCCGCUUACGCACAGCUAGCCUCCUACUCAUACCCCAUUGCUGGAGGGGUCAGUGGGGGACCCUACAGUCCCAAAUCCUACGAUAUGGGCUUUGGAUCUUCAUACGGAGCUUAUGGGGGGUAUGGACCCGGAUCAACCUCUCCAACUCCGACUGAGCCAGAGAAAGAUGAGAGCGAGCCAGAGGUGCGCAUGGUGAAUGGCAAGCCAAAGAAAGUCCGGAAACCACGAACCAUCUACUCAAGCUUCCAGUUGGCAGCUCUUCAGCGUCGGUUCCAGAAGACACAGUAUCUCGCACUACCGGAACGUGCUGAGCUCGCUGCCUCACUGGGCCUCACACAGACUCAGGUGAAAAUCUGGUUUCAGAACCGCCGCUCUAAGUUCAAGAAGUUGUGGAAAAACGGGGAGAUUCCACCCGAUCAGCACGUCGGUUCAGGUGAUUCUCCACCUGCAUCUCCUACCCAGCACACCGCCUCGUGGGGUUUUCCACAAAAUGCAGCUCCAGCAGACGGAGACUCAAAUGCAGACCAGGUUACAGGACCCCCCAACACCACGGCACCAUCGUUUUUAUCCAGCUAUCCCUGGUACUCAUCCACAAACACACAUCUACAGCCAAAUGCCCUCGCACAACCCCAUCACUCCGCCAUGACCGCCGGUGCCAUUUUCUAGCCAUGGAUAUGGUAUAAUAGACUUAUAAACUACACAUACAAGACAAACAACAACACUAACUCUUAAAAUCUAUUUUGAAUUUGAACUUUUGCUCCGGGAUUUUUUUUUUUUGCUGUGGAAUUGUGUGGGCACAGGUGCAACAAAUCAACCAAUAGCAUUAAAUUAUUUUUCUAUUUAUUUAUUCGUUUUUUUGCAUUGCUACAUCGGUACGCAGGACCCUGGGACAAAUCAUAUGCCAUGUAAAAACGGGUACCCAUUUUUUAUGCAUUGUACUUUUUUCUGUAAUAGUAG
Molecule: messenger RNA, 1128 nt
Organism: Trichomycterus rosablanca
Lineage: Eukaryota; Metazoa; Chordata; Actinopteri; Siluriformes; Trichomycteridae
Gene: dlx2b
Product: distal-less homeobox 2b
Exons: 3
Coding region: 4-837 (277 amino acids)
Biological process (GO): embryo development; negative regulation of transcription by RNA polymerase II; cell differentiation
Molecular function (GO): DNA-binding transcription factor activity, RNA polymerase II-specific; RNA polymerase II cis-regulatory region sequence-specific DNA binding
Source: RefSeq, a predicted model, not a curated record